This is a messenger RNA of Fusarium musae, 948 nucleotides long. RefSeq lists its product as uncharacterized. NCBI's taxonomy places the organism in Eukaryota, Fungi, Ascomycota, Sordariomycetes, Hypocreales, Nectriaceae. The record is from RefSeq and is a predicted model, not a curated record. The transcript has 4 exons. Bases 1 to 948 code for a protein of 315 amino acids. Gene Ontology annotation, molecular function: oxidoreductase activity.
AUGCGCUUUUUCUCUCUUACCUUUCCCGCUGUUUGCGCGGCUGCAGCAGUCUCCAAGUGCGAAAACCCUACCAAGCGUAUUGAAUGGCGCGAGCUUGAUGAUGCAGCCCGCCAACAGUACACCGACGCCGUUCUGUGCCUCUCAACCAAGCCAUCCCGUCUCGGGUUGAACACCACUCUUUACGACGACUUUCCCUACGUUCACGCUCAUUUGGACAAGCAGAUCCACGCCGUUGCUUCGUUUCUCCCCUGGCACCGAUACUUUGUGCAUGUCUAUGAGGGUGCCCUCAAGGAAUGUGGCUAUGAAGGAGCUAUGCCGUACUGGGACUGGUCCCUCGACGCCGACGACACGCCCAAGUCCACCAUCUGGGAUCCCAAGACUGGCUUCGGCGGCAACGGCAGCCCCAACAAGACCGAGUCUAUCUACGAUGGGCGUGCUGUUAGAAAGUGUCUCGACGACGGACCUUUCAAGGACCUCUUUCCUGCCUACCUGACCACUGAGUACGAUCCCCAUUGUCUGGCGCGAGAUUGGAACGAUGGAAGUGAAAAUGUUGGGAAUAUGUUGUCGGAGAACUAUAACAAAGAGGCAGUUGCAAAAGUUCAGGCGGUCAAGGACUAUGAUCACUAUCGUCAGAAGUUGGAGGCUGGUCCUCACGGUGCUAUCCAUAGUGCGAUUGGUGGUGAUAUGAUUCCCAACACGUCCCCCAACGAUCCCAUCUUCUUUCUUCAUCACACCCAGAUCGAUCGACUCUGGUAUCUCUGGCAGCAGGAGAGCCCCAAGGCUCGCAGCAUGGAGUUCGCUGGCUACAAGACUCAGGAUCAGUUCGACGGAACCAAGCCUCCUCCUGCUUCCCUCGAGGAUACACUCCUCAUGAAUGGCUUGGCGGAUGACUUGAAGGUCAAGGAUUUGAUGAUCACUCAGAGCUCACUUCUCUGCUAUUACUACUAG